Molecule: messenger RNA, 1821 nt
Organism: Peronospora farinosa
Lineage: Eukaryota; Oomycota; Peronosporomycetes; Peronosporales; Peronosporaceae
Source: the annotation of a GenBank genome assembly
AUGUGGGUAUCAAAGCUGCGAAGAUCAGCUGCAACUCGUCUCACGCGUCCUGCCAAUGCCUUUGCCUCGUGCAGCCACGUCAGAACCGUUUAUGUCAAUCAUUUAAGAGUCUCCAAAGUAGUUGCUCCUUGUUCUCUUUACUAUCGUAGAUUUGCAACUUCGUCCAACAGCUUUCAGUGUCAAUCCUGUGGCCACACUUUUGUCAAGUGGCAGGGCCAGUGCUCGUCGUGCUCACAGUGGGGCUCUGUAGUAUCCGCCAAGCCUGUGGAGCCAUUGUUUCGACAGUCAAACGCCGCAUCCUUCGUUAAAUCCAAGCCGAAGCGUGCUGUGGCCUGGUCCACAAAACGCGACGACGUCUUUGAAGAGGACGUCCCUUAUGCUCUACGAAUGAACGAUGUUGUGUUGGGCACGUCCGUAGAUCGCAUUGAAUUAUCAGAACGCGAGUUGAAUUGGGUGCUAGGAGGAGGCUUAGUGGCCGGCUCGAUGACGCUAGUAGCAGGAAAUCCUGGUGUCGGCAAGAGCACGCUAGCACUGCAGAUGGCAAACAUGCUUGCAAGUGGGCCGGCGAUGCAGGCGCGUGGAGUGCUAUAUGUAUCGGGUGAAGAGAGUGUGCUUCAAGUGCGGAUGCGAGCCGAGCGGCUUGGAUCUGUGAGCAACAGUUUGUUUGUGGCUAGUGAGACCAAUCUGGACUCGGUUUUCCAGUUGUUGGAACAAGGCAACGGACAUGAUGCGGGCAGUGAUGAUUACAAAGGAUAUGGUGCUGUUGUAGUGGACUCAAUUCAGACUAUCUAUGCAGAAGACAUUGCCUCGCCGGCCGGUUCAGUGAACCAAGUGAAAGAGUGCACUCUUCGCUUGCUUCGAUUAGCAAAGUCACGCAACGUGCCAGUGAUACUAAUAGGGCACGUCACUAAAAGUGGCGACAUCGCUGGUCCUAGGGUGCUUGAGCACAUUGUGGACACUGUGCUGCAGCUGGAGGGCGACCCGCAGAGUGCCCGUCGAUUCUUGCGUUGCCAAAAAAAUCGCUUCGGUAAUACUAGUGAGGUUGGUGUCUUCAACAUGACUGACGAGGGCCUUAAGCCGCUGCUUAAUCCUCUCAUGGCAUUUGUUUCGUCACAUGACGAGGAUGAGGACGAUGGUGACUAUUCUGACAGCAUCGAGGAACCCGAGAUUCAACCGCUUGACGGAUGCUCUAUUACCAUUGCUAUGGAAGGCAAGCGGCCAAUUCCUAUCGAGAUUCAGGCCCUGGCAAACCGAGCACACAACGUAAAUGCUGUGCAUGGUGGUGGUCAGUCUUUCUCACGCGUACGCGGUGUGGGUGUAGCCUUUGACAAGCUACUCCUCUUAUUCGCCGUUUUGGAAAAACGAGCAAGAGUUUCUUGCCGCAAUCAGAGCGUGUUUGUGAACAUCGCGGAGGGUUACACUAUUCAGGAACCUGCUGCCGACUUAGCUUUGGCAGUAGCUUUGGCUAGCUCUGUUCUUGGCCGUCCUGUAUUGGAGCGAACAGCGUUUCUUGGAGAGGUAUCGUUAUCCGGCCAUUUGCGCCCAGUUAAAAUGCUUGAAUCGCGGCUCACAGCAGCACAGAAAAUUGGAUUGGAGGUCUGCGUGAUUCCUAAAGAGCAUGAUCAAGCCACGCGUCGCGCACUGCGUAAAAAGUUUGCAGACACGCUAACAAUCAUCGAAGUAUCGACGCUACUACAGGCUUUGAAGAUCGCGUUUCGUGCUCCAGCAACUGCGUCGUUCUUUUCCAGCAGAGCUUCAACUGCGGCGGAAGACAGCACAUUGCAGGCUACAUUGGCUCCGGACAAGAUGCAAAACAUGUAG